CCCACUACACCAUUCCAUUCCCACGGCGUCUCGCCAAGCCGCCAGCCAUGGAGGCGGCGGCCUCAGCUGCUGUUGCGGCUGCCAACGAGGCGGCGCUGGCUGCGGCUGCUGCGGCAUCGGCUGCUUCCAAGGAGGCGGCAGCGGCGGCUGCGACUGCGACGGAGGCAGCGGCGACCGCCAAGGAGGCGGCGGCGAAGGCUUUGGCUGCGGCGUUAAACGCGAAGGAGGCAGCGGCUCUGGCGACGGCUGUAGGGGAGGCGGUGGCUGCUGCCGCUGCUAACGUUGCUGCUGCGACGACGGCACUGCAAGCUUCAAAGAAGCGUAAGUUCCAUCUUGUCGACGACCAAGAUCCACCGGGGAGUAGCAACUGUGAUGAUGUUGAUGGGGAGAGCGUCGAUCACAUAAGCCGCGUCCCCGACGCCGUCCUCGGCAGCAUCGUAUCACUUCUUCCCACCAAGGAAGGUGCCCGCACGCAGGUCCUCUCCCGCCGGUGGCGUCCGCUCUGGCGCUCCGCUCCUCUGAACCUCGAGGUGGACCGUGGACCCAAUAGCAAGGAAUUGAUUACAAAGAUACUCUCUGAGCAUCCUGGCCCUGCACGCCGCUUCUCGGUCCGCAUCUUUCAGAACGACGACAAGAUCGAAGGCUGGCUUAGUUCCCAAGCCCUGGACAACCUAGAGGAGUUCGAGCUCACCUACACGUCCUGGCACAGCAACAGGGACAAGUUGUGCCUGCUGCCAUUGUCCGUGUUCCGCUUUUCGCCCACUCUCCGCGUGGCCAAAUUCCACGGCUCCCAUUUCCCUAAGAGUAACUUGUUUGCGCAGCUGUCCCUGAAGUUUCCGUGCCUCAAGCAGCUACCCUGUAUAAGGUCACCAUCUCGGAGGACGUUCUCCAGAGCAUGCUCUCUGGCUGCACUGCCUUGGAAAGCCUUGAGCUGAAGGACAAUUCGGGCAUUGGUCGCCUCUGCAUCAGCUCCCAAACUCUUAGGAGUUUGGCCUUUUG
Messenger RNA from Triticum aestivum (bread wheat), 999 nucleotides. RefSeq names its product F-box/FBD/LRR-repeat protein At1g51370-like. Gene Ontology annotation, molecular function: protein binding. NCBI's taxonomy places the organism in Eukaryota, Viridiplantae, Streptophyta, Magnoliopsida, Poales, Poaceae. The transcript has a single exon. The record is from RefSeq and is a predicted model, not a curated record. The coding region runs from base 48 to 935 and encodes 295 amino acids.